This is a messenger RNA of Biomphalaria glabrata, 4516 nucleotides long. RefSeq names its product DNA polymerase lambda-like. The record is from RefSeq and is a predicted model, not a curated record. The transcript is spliced from 10 exons. Bases 95 to 1870 code for a protein of 591 amino acids. Gene Ontology annotation, cellular component: nucleus. Gene Ontology annotation, molecular function: DNA-directed DNA polymerase activity; DNA binding. Gene Ontology annotation, biological process: double-strand break repair via nonhomologous end joining. Lineage: Eukaryota; Metazoa; Mollusca; Gastropoda; Planorbidae.
GCUUUUGAAAGCAUCGACCUGACUCACUUUAACAUCAAAUAUAAGUUUAACUUUGAGUAGUAAUAAAAUAAAACAUAUCUACCUUUUAAGAAAAAUGGAUGAGGAAUUCAUAGAUACAAUCAGUUUUUUUCUAGGUCUAAUUUUUACGGAGAUACACAAAUUCAAACAUAAAAAAAUGUCGGCGACUGAGCUUAACUUGUUCGAUAAACACUUCAGCAUGGCUUCCAGAAAAAGAAUUUUAGAAACAAAGGGGAACCCAAUCAAAAGAACUAAAACAGAACCAUCCUCCGACUCAGUUGAAAGUUCUAAAGAAUGUUUUGCUUUUAACAAAGUUGAUUCUUCUGAGAAAAAGAUUUUUAGCAAUAAAUAUAUUUAUAUAUUGCCAGCUGGAAUUGAAAAAAUGCGAAUAAAUAUUUUCAAAAACCAGAUCACCAAAUGUGGAGGAACUAUUUAUGAGCAAUUUGAUUCAACAGUGCUAAACACUUUGUCCUUUAUAAUUGUGGAUGAUAAAAUGGAUACUAAUCGGAUGUGUAAACUUCUGCAUCUUGAAUCUUAUCCCACCGUGCCUGUGGUAAAGUCUUCUUGGCUAAGCUCUUGUUUGCGAGAGAAAAAGAUAUUGCCCUUUGAACCUUACCUGCUACGCAUAGUAGAAAGCCAUAAUGAUUCAACAGAUAAUCACUUGAAGAGUAGUACCAAGGCAACUAGUCCUGGGCCUUCACAAUUGCAGACUUUUCUAAAUAAAAACAAAAUCUCAGACAGCAAUAGCAACUAUUCCUCGAGUGAUGAGGAAAAAGAAGCAGGCAUAAAGCCUGUAAUUGAAGCUUUAACAAACUCCAAAGUCAAGCCUGAAAAAUGGAUAUGUGCUCAGUCAUCUAAGAAUCCAAAGCCUAACUUCAAUACUAACAUAACUGAUAUGCUGGAGGAAAUGGCUAAAACAUACGAAAGUACUAAUGACAAAUGGAGAGCUUUUGGCUACCAGAAAGCAAUUAAAGCUAUAAGAAACUAUCCAAAGCCUAUAACUUCUUGGGAGGAAGCCAAAUCACUUCCAGGAGUGGGCGGAAGACUGGCUGACAAAAUCUGGGAAAUUGCUCAGAGUGGGGAACUGCGUAAACUGAAAGAAUUUGAAUCUUGUGAAAUGACGCAAGUGUUAAAAUUAUUCACAAAUGUCUGGGGAGCAGGACCACAGACUGCUCUGGCAUGGUAUCAGCAGGGCUUGAGAACCAUUGACGACUUGAAACAAAAAGCUCAUUUAACCUCUCAACAAAAAGUCGGUGUACGUCUUUAUGAUGAACUGUUAGAUAGGAUGCCAAGAGAAGAAGCAGGUGAAAUAGAAAAAGUGGUAAGAGAAGCUGCUGAAAGUAUUCAAGAAGGAAUAAUCGCUCAAGCUUGUGGUUCCUAUCGGCGUGGUAAAGCCACAUGUGGAGAUGUGGAUGUGCUUGUCACACACCCUGAUGGGAAAUCUCAUAAAGGAAUUUUUUUUAAAUUAAUUACUAAACUGAAAGAAUCUGGGUUCUUGACAGAUGAUCUUGUCUCUGUUGAACAAACUGGUAACCAGAAAAAAUAUCUUGGUGUGUGUAAAUUGGAAGGUCCAAACAGAAAGCAUCGCAGGUUAGACAUCAUCGUGGUACCCUACAGUGAGUAUGGCUGUGCUUUGGUCUACUUUACAGGCUCAGCUCAUUUCAACAGGUCUUUGCGACACUUGUGUAAAACUCAGAAUAUGUCUCUCAAUGAACAUGCCUUGAAAAUUGGUGUUGUAAGAAAGGGUGCAGACAAAAUUUAUGAAGGCACGAUAGUUCAGACACCCACAGAAGAGUCCGUGUUUGAAGCUCUCAAAAUACCUUACAGACCUCCAGAAGAAAGAGAUCAUUAAUAAUUAUUCAAAAGAGUAUCUUUAAUAUUUAUGGACAUACAAUUGUUGACCUUCUGUUUUCUGCUGGUUUCAGAGUUAAGUCCAUUUUAUAUUUGUUUUAACGACUAAUUGUGUAUAACAUUUUACUUGUAUAUCUAUUAAUUAUUUAAACUAUAAGAAACAAUAAUUUAUGCCAAUUAUUUAUUUUAAAUAUAAUAGUGAAAGUGCAAUAUUAGCUUUUUUAAAUAUAUCUGUGAUUUUAUUCUUUUCAGUAAUAGAAUACUAAAUACCUUUGUCAUGGUCGUUGAAAAUAUUUGGCUAGCUACUUACAUAAAAUACUGAAUUUUAAUAUGUAUUUAAAAAUGUUUUAUUAUUUAUAUUUUGCUAAAUUUUAAUAAAAUAUUGUAGCCUGUUUAUUGCAACCAUUUCCUGUAAGAUCUAUUUAGUAUAUGACAGUGGCAUGAAACAGCAUAUCAAAAUAGUAAUUACAAAUGCAUGAUGUGGUUAUUCCAAAGGAUUUGGUUAUAAUAAUGAAAAACAGUUAACUCGCAAAACGAUAAAAAUACAUUAAUACAACUAAAUCCUAAUCAUAAAUAUAUUUCAUUAUCCUAUAUACAUAUAUAUAAACAAAAAAUUAAGGUCGGAGCCAUAGAUCUUGGCCUGUGUUAUUAUUAAUCCAAUAGCUCUUACCGUAGUACAGUGCAUCUUUUACAUAUAAGUCUUACAAUAGGAUAAUGCGUUGGGACACUAUCAACAGUUUUUAAAACUUUCCUAUUCUAAGAGCUAAUCAUGUCUCAUUUCGAACAAGAACUAGAGUGUGGUGACUAUUUUUAGUGAAACUGUAUGUGUAUCGCUUUUUUAAGAAUUUUUCAAAUGAAAUGGCCCAUAGCCCCAGUGUAUAAGCACCCACCGGGAAUAAAUUGUAUUUUUGAAGCUUUUUUAUAUUCUAAAGGUAUUAAAAGUAUACAUUUUUUUUUAAACUAGAAAUAUUGCUAUAUUUUUUUAAAGUUGUUUAUUUAUUUAUUAGUAUUAGAUCUUAAAUUUUAUUAUUUUGCUCAAAAUGUUUAUUAUUAUUUUUUUAAAUUCAUUAUUCAGAGCCACCCCUCUUUGCUUAGGGUAUGCAAAGAAUUUUAACAGGAAGGAGUUGAAAUAGGAGCUAUUGGGUUAAUGUUGUAUAGAUAUAGAAAGAGAUGUAUAUCAUUGCAAUUACUAUAACCAAUUGCAUUGGAAGUAACUGCAAUAUGUAUUUGUAGCCAACACUUACAAAUAAAAAAUAUGGGUUUAUCAAAUAUUUCCACAUGACCAGUAUUUCAUUAUGUAUUUAUAUCAGAACAGUGUUCAAAUGAAACUCUCAACACGGUUUGGACUUAGAGGUGGCUGAUACUAAAACUAUUUAUUUUCAGCCAAUAGCCUAUAAAUUGAACACACACAAACAUGAUCAAAGUGGUUUGAUGUAAGAUAUUAUCUGUAUGGGGACUGAUGAUUAUUGUAACAUACCAAUCUUGGGUUUUUCUAAGUAUAAUAUUAGGUUUUAUUCAAGUAGAUAUUAGUAAAGUGUUUUGACAGUACUAUUUUAUUUUUAUUGUAUCAUUUAUUUUAAUUUGACAGGAACUGUUUCUUUGGCUACAUGUAGUAAAAAGUAAAGUUCCCCUUUCAUACCAUGCGAUCUAUAAGGCAGAUGAUGUUUAGGUCAUCUGUUUCUUUGGCCAACGGGUUAACAAGCAGGGUGUCAUGUGGGUGGCACAAUGACCAACUGCCUUUACUUUUCCCCAACUAAAGUCAGGUACCUAUUAGAGUAAGGUGGACUCUAGGGCGCCCUAAAAAUCCCAAAAUUCAAAAUCCCACUCUUCACCAAGAUCGAACCCAGAUUCCCAGGUUCGAAAGCAAAGCAUGUGCGCCUCACAUGGAUACCUGUAGACCUUUCAGAUAAUAUUUUUAAUAUUGUUAAAUUAUUUUUAUUUUUAUAAUUCUUCAUGUUUUAAAUCUGUGAUAUUUAAAAUUAUAUCAAAUUUGUUCAGUGGUUUAGCUAGGGAUUUGGGUGCUUGACCUUUUUAGGGCCCCCUUGCAUUUUUACAUUUGACAUCAUGACAUGAGAUAAUUUACUUAAUAAAUAUUUAAGUCUAUAUUCCAAUAUAGGUACACAGUAUAUAAGUAAAAGUAACAAAAAAUAAUCAUUAAAACUAUUUUAAUGAAUAAUACCGUUGUUUACUGGCAAGAUAAUGCACAAGUGACAAAUCUCAAUUCAUAUCACCUCACAUGGUGCUUUCUGUGCAGCAAAGGCAUAGAAUCUAUAACAUCAUCUAGAUCAAUACUGUCUAGUAUUUUUGACUCCACAUGAAUAGCAAGAUUACAUGGCAGAGGCAAUUAGGACAUUCAUUGGGGCCCUCUGAAGUGGGGGCCCGGCAGGACUUUCUGAUUUGACUCCCCCCCUCCCCAUACACUAGCUACGCCACUGUAUUUGUUGUUUUUUUUUGUUAUUCAUUUCAAAGUUAAUACAAGUUAGCAGUUUAAUUUCUGCAUUUUUUUUAAAACAUUUUAAAUUAUUUCAUAUGGAACAAGACAAGUUAAAUCAGAAGUAAACUUGAUUUCAUUCUAUUAAAAAAUGUAUACAUUGAAAUAUAUAUAUUUUUUAUUUUCUGUGUUUGAAAUAAAUAUAUUUAUAUAUUA